Zasmidium cellare ATCC 36951 is the source of this 2193-nucleotide messenger RNA. RefSeq lists its product as uncharacterized. The transcript has a single exon. Gene Ontology annotation, cellular component: nucleus. The record is from RefSeq and is a predicted model, not a curated record. The coding region runs from base 1 to 2193 and encodes 730 amino acids. Gene Ontology annotation, molecular function: RNA polymerase II cis-regulatory region sequence-specific DNA binding; zinc ion binding; DNA-binding transcription activator activity, RNA polymerase II-specific. Gene Ontology annotation, biological process: DNA-templated transcription; regulation of transcription by RNA polymerase II. NCBI's taxonomy places the organism in Eukaryota, Fungi, Ascomycota, Dothideomycetes, Mycosphaerellales, Mycosphaerellaceae.
AUGCAAUCAAGGAGUGCAGCGCAGCGCGAUGGCGUGCGCAAACGGCCCCGUAAGAUCUGGUCGUGCCUCGAGUGUAGGCGCAAGAAGCUCCAAUGCGAUCAUGGCUUACCUGCGUGCGGUCGAUGUACGCGGGCGGGCUCUGCUGCCAACUGCGUCUAUGCUACCGUAACUCCAACAACCUCCGACUCAAACAACGCUCGAGCAACUUCGGAUCAGAUUACCGUCGUUGAGGGUAGUAGACGUCCAGGUGCAACUAAUCAGCCUGGUCGGACUGUUGAUUCUGAACUGUUGUCUCGGUUGGAGUCCUUGGAAGAAAAACUUUGGAGCUUCCAGACAUCCCCAAGUUUACAGAGCGUGCAGCGCACACGACAGACAGAUGGAUCUGGUCAGCUACCUUCACCUGAGGGAACAAACGAAGAUACCGACACAGUCGCGGGCGGUGCUAUCGACACAACGCAUAUACUACUGCGUGGCUCUGCCUUUCGAACCAAGUUCAAUGGCAAUACUUGCACAGUCACUCUGGCUGAGCACGUCCCAGGAAUCAAUACGUUCAAGAAGGACGCACUGGCCACCUUCCCAGCUUUCGAUCAAGUCCAGCAAUAUCUCAACAAGACAGAGAACCGUACAACCUUGACACCGUUCAAGCCUGACCUAAGUCCCGAUGAAAAUGUUAAAGUACUACUCCCGCCACAAGCAGAGGCGGAUCGGCUGGUACGCAUAUACAAGGAGAGCUUCGACUACAUUUAUCCUAUUUUGCAUGGCCCAACGUUUGAUGCAUCAUAUGCCCAGCUGUGGUCCGGCACAGACGAGGUAGACACACGAUUUGUGGCUGUGGUGAUACUCAUCAUUGCCAUUUCCGACUGCUUGACGUCGACCCCAUUCACCUCAACAGCCUCGACAGGACAGGUAUCGCGCGCCAAAGCCACACUGAUCCUAGACACAGUUGAGCAAUGGGUCCACCACAAGGUGUAUCAAUAUGAGUCGAUACUCGACUUCCAGAUCCAAUUCUUGCUUCUUUUGGGGCGGCAGCUCAACGGCAAGAGAAACAAGCGCACAUGGGCCAAUGCUGGUGGUGUGGUUCGCACAUUCAUGUGUACGGGCAUGCAUCGCGACCCUGAUGAGCUGGCUCGAGAGACCACUGAUGUUGACCGGAUGAUGCGACGACGGCUAUGGGCGGCCGCGAUCGAGUUUGAGUUGCAAGCCGCUUUCGAGCAUGGUAUGCCUGCUUGCCCUUGGGCCGUUCACAGUGACAUUGGCCCUCCUCUCAACGUUAAUGACGAUGACUGUGAGAACGUUCUGCCGCUCAGUUCAUUCACAAAGACCUCAUUCCUCGCGGUCUCGUGGAAAUCACUCAACCUUCGACACCAGCUUUGCUCUACCCUCAACGACAUGAACAGCGCGAUGACGCCUCACAGUAGAGCAGUCACCUACACCGACACACUGAAGCAACUCCACCAGGCAUGCCCCAAGUGGGACACCGUCGAAGCCGCAGCAGCCCGCGCUCUCCUCUGCAUUAACAUCCACCAAUUCAUCCUCGCAAUCCAUGAACAGCAACUCCUCAACUCCACCUCCUCGGUCGAAAAACAACUCUCCCGCAUGAUCAUGGUCGACAGCGCCACACAAAUGCUCGACGCCCACAAAGCCGCCCGCGACAGCGGCAGCGACCUCGUCGAACUCCUCUACAACGACCACAUGCGCGCCGCGCUCUCCAUCUGCCACGCCUACAUCACCGCUGACCCGCUCGCCGACCGCUUCCUCAUCUCCGCCAUCGACCAUACCAUCAGCCGGGUCAUGGACAACGCCAUCGCAAUGUACACGGAGAAAGUCAUGCGUUUCGGCGGCAGCAAGCUCGACCUGUGGUACAUCUGCGCCGCGGACGGCCUGAUGAAAGCCACUGCGGAACCCACGCAACGCGCGACGUUCGUACAGAGAGCCGUGGAUCAUUUUACUCGGCCGUUCUAUCGGCUCAUGGCUCUCACGCGCGAUCCGAUGCUCUCGUCGAUUGCACAGCAGGCGGGUGGUGCUGCUAGUAAUGAGCAGAUUUUGCCUUUGGUUCCGCGACCGGAUGAUACGAUUGCGAGUGAACGGCUGGAGGAUAUGUCUUUGCCUGGGUUUGGGGAGUUGGCGGAGUGGACGUUUGAUGACUUUUCGUUUGAUCCGAACGAUUUUUUGGAUUUGGGGAAUCAGAUGUAG